GUAGAUUCAUUUAUGACAAUUUUUUCUAUACACAUGUUAGUAUCAAUUUUAAAUGAAAAUACGGAAUAAAAUCUUUGAUGAACUGUAUUAGGCAACAAAAGAGAGGUUAUGUAAUACAACAUUGCCAACAUUGAAUAAAGAAGAAGCAAGCCUGUCAUCUUUAGGACCACACCUCUACAGACCUUUACCAAGACUCCAUCCAUACAGCUAAUGUUGACAUUCCAGGGAAUACCAUGCCAUCUCCAUGAAGUCCAUGUUCUCUCCAUUGGCUGCAAUUUUAAUGAAGUCAAAUCAUCUGAGGCACAAGUUCAAUGGCCACGAGAUACAUACCGGGUCUAACCGCAAGGCCGGAGAGUGGGCCUGAGCUCCCACGUGCAGAUACUCCAAAGGAUGUUCCCAUUGAGCUGAUUGAGGAUUUUAAAAAUGGCACCAAACAGCCAAUCAGUGCCUUGAUGGAGUACUCUGCUAUGCAGCGUCAUACAACCACUUUCAAAGAGGUUCCAGUCAAGAAUUACUCCCUCGUGAACAAGUUUGCCAAUCAGUGCUCGGUGAAUGGUGUGGCUUAUCCUCAAGGGACCGGGAAGACGAAGAAAGAGGCCAAAACCAACGCUGCAUUCAUCGCAUUCAACAUUAUUCUUGGUCUUGAAACUUACGAAGACUAUGGGGAUGAAACGCCAGAUAUUUUCCUGCCUCCAACUCCUAUAUCCCAGGAGCGCGAGCUGUACAACCGUUUGGGGACAGGUGGGGCUAGCGCAGGAAACCAGACGGUGAUUGAUAGUGGGGAAUAUCAAGCCCCGCCGAAGAAGCGUGACAACAACCGUAUCUUCCAGGACUGGUUGGAUAAAAUGCAGAAAAUGGGUCGUGUGGAAGUUCUUGAUGGACCUUUUGGGUACAUUGGGAAAGUGGUGGUUGGAGGUCGAACUGUGUGUGAGGAGACAGCCAAGAAUAAACGGGAAGCCAGGGAAGCAGCUUUAGAGGUGGCCAUAGAAUCACUACAGAUCGGAGAACAGCUGAUACGUCGCGACCACUGGGAAGACAUGAUAGCGAAGGAGUGCUACAAGAAACUAGAGUCGCUGAUCGCUAUGUGCAAAAGCCAAGACAUUCACAAGGCGCGACAUUCCUUUGCAGCCUUCAUCGUAAAUAGGGGACAGGAGAAUAUGAAGCCCGAGGUGGUUGCCAUGGGCACGGGAAACACAUGUCUGUCUAGUGACAAUCUGACGACCGAUGGCCGGAGUGUUAUUGACAGCUAUGCAGUGGCGAUUGCAAGGCGUGCAUUACUGAAGUAUUUCCACAAGGAGGCCAAGCGUUACCUCGAGGGUGGGCAAGUGUUGUCGAUAUUUACUGAGUCAUCACAGGGAGGUAAACUACAGCUGAAGGAUCAUAUCACCCUUCAUCUCUUCCUUAACCACCCUCCCCCUGGCGAUUACAGGGACUGUCUCGAAAUCCCCUGUAAGCCACUGAGUAACAAUGAGGAGGAGCAUUUGGAAGAAGGUGCACACUAUCCAGCCUUCAGUGACGAUUUGCCCGGCUGGUUCUCUGUGAAAAAUGAGGAUGGGGUGAUUGAGUGUGUGGAGGAGGACCAACCCCCUGUACAGAAUUAUGAGGAGCUCCAGGAAGGUUCAGAGGAUCUACUGGUGAUGUCAUGCAGUGAUAAAUUGCUGCUCUGGAACACAGUGGGCAUACAAGGAGGCCUGUUCAGCGCUUUCCUAAUGCCCAUUUAUAUUGACUCUGUGAUUCUUGGUCGGCAGUAUCAUCACGGUCACCUGUCCCGCGCCCUGUGUUGUCGACUGUAUGAUGUGGUGAACAGGUACCUGCCCACGCCAUUCAGACUUCACCAUCCCCACCUGUCCACAGGAACACUCCACAUUGAGGAGAUGGAGGGAAGCGGCACCCAGCUGAGUAUUAACUGGAGUGAAGGAGAUGACAAACCUGAGGUAUUGAAUGGCUUCUGUGGGAAAGUCAUAGAUGAAUCACCCUUUAGAAGCACGAAAAACCCGGGCCUAUGUUCCAGUCGACUCUGCAAGGCUGGUUUCCUGUUCAGAUUCCGCGAUAUCGGCAAACUGCUAAAAAGUCGUGACAUGUUACAGGCCCCAAACUACCAAGCUGCGAAGGAGCUUGAUGUGGAUUAUCAGGAAGCUAAGAAAGUGUUUCGAAACUUCACGCACAAAAUUGGUCUCGGACAUUGGAUACAGAAACCGAAAGAGAUUGAGCAGUUUGUGUCAUGAGAAAUGUGCCUUAUGUGAUAUGAAUGGACAUGUGUACAAGUAUUACAGUUUUGAUCCAUUAAGUUGGAGUCUGUAACAUUGUUAGUUCGUUUUUGAAUCAUGUUUAGUUGUUCACAAAGACUCCAGAAACAGGUCAUAUUUUGAUUUAUUUGACUUUUUAAGGGACACGAUUAAAUAGGUUGCUGGAAAAAAAAUGUUUUAUUAUAAUGAUCAAAACAAAAAAGGAUAAUUUUGUAUCCAAUAUUGUGUUAAACAAACCAGAUAGUGGGUACAUCUCGGGGUCCGAUGAUGGUUUUCCACUUGCACAUAUUUUGACUGGAAACUUCUAGAUCUAGUUUUGAGCUUAAGAAAGCUAAUUCUUUCAACUUAUUGUUUGUUCCAUUCAAACUUCUGACAAAGUUGUUAUAUAUUUUUUUACGAAAGAGAUUGAAAAUUAAAGGCAUUAAAAUAUAGUUUU
Messenger RNA from Mya arenaria, 2682 nucleotides. RefSeq names its product adenosine deaminase domain-containing protein 1-like. Gene Ontology annotation, biological process: adenosine to inosine editing; RNA processing. Gene Ontology annotation, cellular component: nucleolus; cytoplasm. Lineage: Eukaryota; Metazoa; Mollusca; Bivalvia; Myida; Myidae. The coding region runs from base 312 to 2225 and encodes 637 amino acids. The transcript is spliced from 15 exons. Gene Ontology annotation, molecular function: tRNA-specific adenosine deaminase activity; double-stranded RNA adenosine deaminase activity; double-stranded RNA binding. The record is from RefSeq and is a predicted model, not a curated record.